Molecule: messenger RNA, 3537 nt
Organism: Scleropages formosus (Asian bonytongue)
Lineage: Eukaryota; Metazoa; Chordata; Actinopteri; Osteoglossiformes; Osteoglossidae
Gene: znf362b
Product: zinc finger protein 362b
Exons: 9
Coding region: 288-1634 (448 amino acids)
Biological process (GO): regulation of transcription by RNA polymerase II
Cellular component (GO): nucleus
Molecular function (GO): DNA-binding transcription factor activity, RNA polymerase II-specific; RNA polymerase II cis-regulatory region sequence-specific DNA binding
Source: RefSeq, a predicted model, not a curated record
GUGCAGCAGUCGCCCUCCUUUUUCGGCGCGUGGCCCGCGUUCGGCCCGCUUCGGCCCGCUUCCGAAUGCGCUGCAUCGCAUCCCCCCCCGCUGCCGCCGCCGCCGCUGCUACUGCUCCCUUCCUUCCUUCCCUUCGGUCGCGGAAGAAAAGUUGGAAAUGACAAACAAAAAAAAAAAAAGAAAAUGGUACAUCAUGCAAAGCGCAUAUUUCUGCAAAACGGAACUCGCGUGAAUUACUAAAUACUGGCGAUAAGAUCCGUCUUAGGUCUGCGCUGCCAACACUGUGAAUGAUGGCAGAGCCUCGAUUUAAUAAUCCAUAUUUCUGGCCGCCGCCUCCCUCCAUGCCUGGCCAGCUAGAUAACCUCGUGCUGAUCAAUAAGAUUAAAGAGCAGCUGAUGGCGGAGAAGAUCAGGCCUCCACACCUGCCGCACACUUCCGUUCCCUCCCAGCAGCCCCUGCUGGUCCCCGGCUCGCCCUCGGAAGGCGGCCAGCACGCCGUGCCUGUGCCCAAGCUCCAGCAGGUGGCGACUCUCCACUCGCACGGCUCGUCGCAGCCCGACAUCGCCUUGCAUGCUCGCCCCGCCUCCAGCACUGUGACAGGCCUUAUUCUCGGUGAUGUAAACUUGAAUCUGGACGAUAAGUCGGCGUUGAAAGCGAAGGGACUGCGAGAAGACUGGCAUCUGCGGCAGAUUGUAGACCAGCCCUCGAGAAUGAACCACAUUUCAGGUCUCUCGCUGUCGUCUCGCAACGCCAGCCACAACACCUCAGAGGCGAUCACCCCCACCACGCCCACCUCCAGCAGCCAGAACCGAAUGGGUGGAGCGCCGUCCCAGAAUGUCAUUUCCGGAUUAGCCAGCGGUGCGGGAAUGGAGCCUCUCAAGAACGGGGGCCUGGCAGGGUUGCUGGGGCCGCCACCCAAAAUGCCGCGCGGACGCAAGAAGAUCAAGGCGGAGAACGGCUCCGGGCCUCUGCUGGUCGUGCCGUAUCCCAUUCUGGCCGCGGGCACCGACCAGUCCGCGGUCACCAUUACGGCCAAGGAGGGGAAAACCUACAGGUGCAAGGUGUGCCCGCUGACCUUCUUCAGCAAGUCGGACAUGCAGAUCCACUCCAAGUCGCACACGGAGGCCAAGCCGCACAAGUGCCCCCACUGCUCCAAGUCGUUCGCCAGCGCCUCCUACCUGGCCCAGCACCUGCGCAUACACCUGGACGUGAAGCCCUACCACUGCUCCUACUGCGAGAGGUCCUUCCGCCAGCUCUCCCACCUGCAGCAGCACACCAGAAUUCAUACAGGCGAUCGACCAUAUAAAUGCGCCCAUCCCGGAUGCGAAAAGGCCUUCACCCAGCUCUCGAACCUUCAGUCGCACCAGAGGCAGCACAACAAAGACAAGCCGUACAAGUGUCCGAACUGCUACCGGGCCUACGCGGACUCGGCCUCGCUGCAGAUCCACCUCUCGGCGCACGCCAUCAAAAACGGCAAGGCGUUCUGCUGCAGCGUGUGCGGCCGGGCGUACACCUCCGAGACCUACCUGACAAAGCACAUGUCCAAGCACACGGUGGUGGAGCAUCUGGUGAGCCAGCAUUCCCCGCAGCGGACAGACUCCCCGAACAUCCCCAUCCGCAUCGCGCUCAUCUGAGCGCCGUCUCCGCACAGGGCCGGCGAGCUCCCGCCUCCCCCCCCACCCCCCCAAGCCCAAGUACUCGGUGCUCUUGUUUGUUCCAAAAAAAAAAUGUGCCCGACAGCAACUUUUUACCGAGAAUCAGCUCCCUUUUUUUGUGUGAUUAUGAGGAGAAAUCCAAAAAGAUUCUAGAGCACUUUUCAUGUUUUAGUCUUGUUGUGUUGGUCUUUAAAGACGAAACAAACACAAGUAUUUUCUAAGGCAGCUAAGGGUUGUCAUAGUGCAUAGUAUAUUACAAGUACUUUUACCGCAUUUAAAAACACUUGGUUCUUUUUCCCAUUUGUAUAAUAAGUCUCUCUUAAUUUCUUUGCAUUAUGGUGAAUUAAAAAAAUUGUAUCCGAGCGAAGACACAUUAAGUAAGAGCUAAACUGACCAAGAGCAAGUUUUUUUCCCGUAGUAAGAAUGUGGUGUCGUCCACUGCUUUAAAUAGGCCAGCCGAAAAUAUUAAAAAGAAGCAAUGAAUAUUUUUUUAAGUCUUCGAGCAAAUAGCAACUGUGACAAUGACAUGAACUGACAUGCUUUCGGGGAAGGGAUGUCGAUUUCUUGCCUGUUCUGCUCUCAAUCUCUCUUUAUGCAGCCCUGUAUAAUGGAGACGCUGCAGACGGGUUCGUACACCUGACUGGCUCUUAGUAGCAGCUUCAUAUUUUAAAUACAUCCGUAUGUAUGUUCCAUUUAGUGGCAUUUGAAUCUCUGCAUGUUUCUGCGAACAUGUUUCUUUACGUAGCUACUGUAACUUGAUUGUGAAUAUUUUUUUUUUUGUUUGUUUGUUUUAUUAAAUGUAUUCAUCUUUGUGACUGUUUUCAGCGAUCAGUCCUAAUCAGUAUUGGCAAAUCCAACAGAACUUUAUAAAUGUUUUGGGGAACAUUUAUAAAAAUAUGGAUUUAACUUUUUUUUUUCUUUCUUUUUUUCCCCCCGAAAGAGAAAGUUUGAAUGCUGAAUGACACUAAUAUAUUUGACUGGUGUUCGUAAGAGCAUAGAAAGAGUUAUGCUGGUUUUAAUUGUCUAAUGACAAGUGGAGGCAGCAAGAAAAGGGUUUUUAAUGUCGAGAAAAAAAACGUCAGCUAUCGGACUUCACGGAAGUACACGUUUGAGGCGUCCCUUUGAGCGCAUCGGGCACUUAGGGGAACCUCGGCACGUUCGCAUGUUGUUCUGUAAAUUCGGUUCGGUCAGAUUGGCGUGGCCGUAAUCAACUCUGACUGACAUGUUCGGGCAAGCGUCACUUUAACAGUAAUAACAGAUGGUGACAUUAAAAGGUAAAGGGAAAAAAAAAAAAAUUUCCUUGGAUGUACUGCAAAGCAUCGCCACAAUGGUUUCUCCAAUUGAGACUUUGUUUACAUAUUCUGUAUAUUUUCUUUUGAAUAAAACUGCCAACAAAAACAGACCCUCUUUUUUAAAUGGAGUAAAUGGGAAUAUGUAUGUUUAUGCUUUAAAAAGAAAAAAAGAAAAAAAGAAAAAAAAACCUUAUUACUGUUUUGUAAUUCAAAUUUUAAGACCAGACUUCUGUUUUGGGUUUCCAGAUAAAUUCUGUACAGUUGUGUAUAAAAGACUUCCUUCAUAAUCCUUUUACUCUCAUGUUUAGAUAUUAAUAAUUUGUUAUUUUUAUACACAUUUAAGCCUUAACUAUGUUACUGUAUGACCAUAUUUACUUCCCCCUCCCCACAUUGUUUGCUGUUCUGUACGUAGUACUGUUAGCAUGGAAUAUACUGUAAAUACUCUAACAGUUAACCCAUUUUCUAUAUUAAAAUCAUUAUAUAGCUCUGUAUACUGAUUUUUUUUUUUCCCCCCUCCAUUUUCUCUUGAAUAGUGGUUUCGAAGGUAAAUGACGGCGUGGGUUCAGUUAGCGCUCAAACGAUGUCGUCUG